Molecule: messenger RNA, 993 nt
Organism: Symbiodinium sp. CCMP2592
Lineage: Eukaryota; Dinophyceae; Suessiales; Symbiodiniaceae
Source: the annotation of a GenBank genome assembly
AUGGCGCGUGGAAGAACAGCUGAAAUGCCUCACGGCCCAACAGGUUCCGCACACCCAAACGAAACCACAGUCCUAGUAUCUAGUUGUAUCCUGUCUCGUCCAAGCAGCGACAGCAAUGGUCAAGGAAAGGCAAGCGGUGAUCGCGAGAGCUGCACGCCAGCCAGGAACUCCAAGCACGACUUCCUACCGACGACUCCAUUUCAUGGGCUGUUGAAUGACAUGAGUUGUCCCCAAUGCAGCGCUGUCCUUUCAACUUCUGUUCAUGCAGCGUCCUGGCCCUUCAAACGGUCCUUCGAUCACACCUCGAAGAAAAGAAGACCAUGUCAUGCCGAGCACGUGAGGUACUGCGGGCUGUCUGAUACGAGGGCGGCCAUUGCAGCCAGCAUGUGUGUAGUGGGCACAAUGUUCGGUGGACCUUUGGGUGGACACAUCGGCGACCGGCUUGAGAGGUGGAGCAAGCAACACGGACGACCCUUCACCGGGCAAGUUUCGGUGUUGCUGGGCAUUCCGCUGAUGUACGUGAUGUUCUUCGCCCCGGUCUCUCCCGACAUGUUCUGGCACUUCGCUACGAUCAACUUUGUCUCAGGGCUUUUGGCGCACUGGGCAGCCUCAGGCUGCAAUCAACCACUGCUGGCUCGCAUCGUCCCAUCGGGUAGCAAGGCAUCCGUCAUGGCCUGGGAGUACAGUCUCGAGUCUCUGAGUGGUCAAACUAUUGGGCCGCUUAGCGUCUCCUUGCUUGCGACACACGCGAUGAAGUACAAAACUCAGGAGAUGCCGAUUGCAGAGAUGCCCUCCGCCGACAGGAUUGCCAAUGCCACUGCGCUUGGCAAGGGGCUGUUCAUCAGCACAGUCUUCCCCUGGGUGCUCUGUGCGGCUCUCUACUCCUUCUUACACUUCUGUGACCUAUCUGCUGAGGACGGCGAAGGAGAGGCGAUUCUCACCAAGAAGACGACGGAGCGAAAGACCUACGCGGACGCCAGAUGCAGAUUGUGA